GAACCAUCACAAAAAAUUGCCCUUAUCGAGAGAGCGAGGCGCAGCAGCAGCCACAAGCACCACCACCACAGUGUGUACGUCUUCUGCGAUGCGUGUGUUUUUUUCGGUGCAAAAUUCGUCGUAAAAGCGGUAGUGUUAAAAAAUUCCAACCCGUUGUCCACGUUCGCGCCGGUCGCAAAGUGGUGUUCAGUGUCACCGUUCGGGGCCACACGAAGCGUGCCCCGUCGAAAAAAGCCGUCAAAAUAAAGCCCCAAGCAGAGCAGGACCAGCAGCAGCAGGCGGAAGAGCGGACGGAAAGAGAAAGUGUGUCGUCCUCGUCGGACACUUCAUCGUCGUCUACUUCCGCUGUUGCGCUGCACCAGCUGCCGGAGGUGGACAUUUCCCAGCAGCAGCAGCAGCUCGAGUUGCACCUGCAGCAGGGCUGUUCGUCAGGUGCUUUGCCGUCUCUAGAGCAACAACAUCAACAACAGCAGCAGCAGCAGAUAGGACUGUUGCUAGUGGUAGCAGAAAACGACGACGCAGUUUCUUGCGGGGAGAGAACUGAUUCUGCUGCGGAAAGAUCACCCUCGAUCGAGGAGGCUGCUUCCACUGAGUUAAGGGCGGCAGGCGCUUCGGUAGAAAGCGGAAGACCGGAAGCGUCCGGUGGUAAUUGCUGUAAUAGCAGUUGUGCAGUUGUCGGCUUCAACGACAGCACCAGGCAGGGCUCGCGGGCUUCUCCGGCCAACGACACAAUGCCGGUGAAGGUAGACAUUGUGCCGCCACCGCCGAACAACUCCAAGCAGCUGGGCGUUACCAAGUCGCUGCUCUACAAUGGCUCCAAGUUCAGGGGCUUCCAGAAGUCCAAGGGCAAUUCGUACGAAGUUGAGGUGGUGCUGCAGCAUGUAGACGAAGCCAACUCGUAUCUGUGCGGGUACCUGAAAAUCACCGGCCUUACGUUCGAGUUUCCCACCCUGACGACCUUCUUCGAUGGGGAGAUAAUUUCCAAGAAGUAUCCCUUCUUGACCCGCAAAUGGGAUGCCGACGAGGACGUUGACCGGAAGCAUUUUGGAAAAUUUGCUGCCUUUGUUGACUAUCAGAAAAAUUUCAACUCGGACGAUUUUGACUACGAUGCGCUGCAGAAAAGCGACUAUGUUUUUAUGAGAUGGAAAGAGCACUUUUUGGUACCUGAUCACAAAAUAACGGAUAUCAAUGGAGCCUCGUUCGCGGGUUUCUACUACAUCUGCUUUCAAAAAUCGCAGGCGGUGAUGGAGGGCUACUAUUAUCACAGAUCCUCCGAAUGGUACCAAUCGCUUACGCUGGAGCACGUGCCGGAAUCAUGUAUCCAGAUUUACGAAUUUAGAUAAAUCUAACCUCAGUAACCCAGUGUAGGUAGAACACCCCGUUGCCCUGUGCACCGCAGCAGACACUCGUAAACGAAGAAAAAACAGCAACACGCGUUUCCCUUCCCCCCCUUUCUCCCCGCUUCGGUAGAAAGUCAUUGCUACCGGAACCUAAAUUUAAUUUGUUUUUAACACCUGUACGAUGUUAUCUAAGCUAAUAUUUUUACACAUAUAGAGCGACAACAAUUUAUUCAUAAGCAAAAAGAACAGCAACUUUAGAGCCGCGGCAAAAACGAUCUGCAUGAAAGAAGAAAAAAACAAAAAUCAUUUAAAAUGAUUCUGUGCCAUCUUCCCGUCUUGGUGACACAAAUCAGUCAGUCAGCUGCUGUUGUAGUCGAUUGUUAUUUCCCCUCUCCUUUGUUCCAACGAAAUUCGCUAAAUAAUGGUUAUUGUUACGGUCCAAAUAAUCGACCGUCAAAACAUUAAAAAAGCUGACAAAAAAAAAAAAAUAAAACGAUUACACUGCAAUAGUAAGAACAAUUAUUACCGCAUAUUCAGAACGAUUACGACACACAAUCGACAAAAGAACAAUUAUAAUACCCAACAACAAAAAUGCAACACGUUAAAUACUAGUGGGUUAAGACAGUUAAAGGUUGCAAAUAUUUUCUGUUUUUUCGUGCUAAAGCAUAGUGGGGACCGCUGCUGUUACGAAACUCGUCAUUAAUUACCAGCCUAGAUGUACUUUUUUUUACACAAAGCUUAAGUAACAAAAACUAGAAUUUUCACCCCCAAGUUAACGUAAGCAAAGUUAAACAAAUCUAAAGUUUGAAAUAAUUUAUCUUUAAAAAAUGCCAUCGUGUGUAACGUGUUAGGAAAACCCCUCCCAACCGGUUAAGAGGUAUCGAAAUUUAUUUUCAUUGAGUGCGGGUGGAAAAAAAUAAACGCAAUAGAACCGCGUGAUUAAUGACGCUUUGUGCCCACUGUUACACUUUUGUUCUUGCGAAAUGGAAUGUUUCCUUUUGCUAGCCCUUGGCGAGUUUUUGGCGCGGCAUUAAUAUGAUAUUAGUAGGCAUACAUAAUAUAGUUGUACUUUUCCAUCUCUAGCAAGUUUGGGUCGAAACUCGUAAUUACUUGUCACUUGAAAUGAAUACAUAUUAUAACAUAUAUGAAAUAUAUAUAUUUUCAAUAAAACGAAAGAUACCGCGAGGAUAAGAGCGCGGAAAAAACUGGUUUA
Molecule: messenger RNA, 2553 nt
Organism: Wyeomyia smithii (pitcher-plant mosquito)
Lineage: Eukaryota; Metazoa; Arthropoda; Insecta; Diptera; Culicidae
Product: glucose-induced degradation protein 4 homolog
Exons: 5
Coding region: 732-1343 (203 amino acids)
Biological process (GO): negative regulation of gluconeogenesis; proteasome-mediated ubiquitin-dependent protein catabolic process; protein catabolic process in the vacuole
Cellular component (GO): GID complex; extrinsic component of membrane
Source: RefSeq, a predicted model, not a curated record